CAUCGCGUAUAUAAAUGGAGACGCCAAAGCUCUCGGGCGAUCAGUUGAAAUUGGCUUGUGGCGCGAUCGGUCGUGGUUGACAAAGAGUGAAGUGGAAAUCCAGUGAAAAAGUCCAGUGAAGAGCCAAAGAAAUGGAUUACUUGCUGAAUAAAUUUACAUCUUCCGGGCCGAAGAAGCUGAAGAUCGCUCUGAUUGGGCAGAGCAACUUCGCCGCUGAUGUUCUAGAGCUGCUUCUCAGCGAUGGUCAUGAGAUCGUUGGUGUGUUCACAAUUCCUGACAAAGGAUCGCGAGAGGACAUUCUUGCCGUCACGGCCAAGAAUCAUGAGAUUCCCGUCUUCAAGUUUCCCGUGUGGCGCAAGAAGGGCGUCGCAAUUCCCGAAGUGCUGGAGAAGUACAAAUCCGUUGGCGCCAAUCUCAACGUUCUUCCCUUCUGCUCGCAAUUCAUUCCCAUGGAGGUGAUCGAUGGCGCUGCGCUGGGCAGCAUUUGCUAUCAUCCGUCGAUUUUGCCACGACAUCGCGGCGCCAGCGCCAUUUCUUGGACCCUGAUCGAGGGCGAUGCCAUCGGAGGCUUCUCGAUCUUCUGGGCCGACGACGGACUGGACACUGGCCCGAUCCUGCUGCAGAAAGAGGUGGAAGUGGAGGACAGCGACACUCUGGACACUAUUUACAAGAGGUUCCUCUAUCCAGAGGGCGUCAGCUCCAUGGGAGAGGCUGUGCAACUGGUGGCUGCAGGAACAGCGCCCAAAAUCAAGCAGACUGAAGACGGCGCGACUUACGAUCCGCCGAUGUUCAAGGAGGAAAACCAGAUCAUAAAUCUCAAUCAGUCUGCGAAGGGCGUCUUCAAUUUCAUCAGAGGCCUAGAUUCCGUUCCAGGAGCCAUCGCUUAUGCAUAUGACGAAAAUGAGGAGGAAGUCAUGAUCAGGCUUUUCGGAGCGCAGUUGUUCGAUGGCCCAGUUCCAGAGGGAAAGCCUCUAAAGCUCAAGGGACUGCUUAAGCCAGCUGUUGUGACUGAAAAAGGACUCUUGAUAACAGGAACUGACGGAAAGAUUGUAAAUGUUCAGCGAGUUAAGAAGGGAAGCAAGAUGAUUUCCUCCUCAAAAUGGUUCGAUCAGUCUUCUGGCCAAGUUACUCUGGAACUGACGGAAGCUGAGAAAGCCAUGGAGACGAGCUUGAAGGGCAUUUGGGAGUCAAUUCUCAAAACCGACAUAUCUGAUGACACAGACUUCUUCGCUUGCGGCGCUGGAUCGAUGGAUGUUGUACGUCUGGUGGAGGAAGUCAAGGAUGCAUUCGAUGUUGAGCUUGAGAACGAGACUCUCUUCAUGGCACCGACUUUCCAGGAGUUCUUCACUCAAGUGGUUCUGGUGUCUCGCCAGGGAGGAUCUUCAGGAGAGAUCACAGUCGAUUUCGAGGGAUUCACUAUCAAGGCGAAUAAGAGGGAAAUUCCCGUGCCCACCCAACUCUUUAUCAACGGCAAGUUCGUCGAUGCUGCGGAUGGUCGCACGCUGGACAUUGUCAAUCCAACAACCGAAGAAGUGCUCUGCAAGGUUGCGUUGGCUGGUAAGAGUGACGUUGACACAGCAGUGAAGGGUGCUUAUGAGGCCUUCAAGGGUCCGUGGUCUCAAGUGUCUGCGCGGCAGCGUGGACAGCUGAUGUUCAAGCUGGCCGAUCUGAUGGAGCAGCACAAGGAAGAACUGGCGACGAUUGAGUCCGUUGACUCGGGAGCAGUUUACACUCUGGCGCUGAAGACUCACGUCGGAAUGUCCAUUGAUGUUUGGAGGUAUUUUGCUGGCUGGACGGACAAGAUCGAAGGCUCGACGAUCCCAGUAAAUCCGGCCAGACCCAACAAUGUGCUGACAUUCACCAAGAGAGAACCGAUCGGCGUUUGUGGCCUCGUCACUCCGUGGAACUAUCCUCUGAUGAUGCUAUCCUGGAAGAUGGCAGCUUGCAUAGCGGCUGGAAACACAGUGGUCAUCAAGCCUGCGCAAGUGUGUCCUUUGACAGCCCUUAAGUUCGCCGAAUUGUCUGUCAAGGCUGGCUUCCCGCCUGGAGUGAUCAACGUCACAGCUGGAACGGGAUCGAUUACAGGUCAGGCGAUCGCUGAUCAUCCGCUCGUGCGGAAGCUCGGCUUUACCGGAUCCACGCCAAUCGGCAAGAAGAUCAUGGCGUCAUGUGCGGAGUCCAAUCUGAAGAAGUGUUCACUAGAACUCGGCGGCAAGAGUCCACUCGUGAUCUUCAGCGAUUGUGAUCUAGACAAGGCCGUGCGUCUGGGAAUGUCGGCGGUGUUCUUCAACAAGGGCGAGAACUGCAUUGCUGCCGGGAGGAUCUUUGUUGAGGACAAAAUUCACGAUGAGUUCAUCAGGAGAGUCCUGAAGGAUCUCAAGACAAUGACCAUUGGCGAUCCACUGAACAGAUCCACGGCUCACGGUCCACAGAAUCACAGGGCGCACAUGGAGAAGUUGGUGGAGUAUUGCGAGAUUGGUGUGAAGGAGGGCGCCAAGCUGGUGGCCGGCGGAAAGAGAGUGCCUGGCAUGAAGGGAUUCUUCUUCCAGCCAACAGUGUUCACGAACGUGGAGGAUCACAUGUACAUCGCGCAGGAGGAGAGCUUUGGUCCAGUCAUGGUCGUCUCUAAGUUCUCUGGAAGCAAUCUCGAGGCAGUUGUGCAAAGGGCGAACAACACAGAAUACGGCCUGGCGAGUGGAAUCUUCACCAAAGACAUUAGCAAGGCGCUGCUUUUUGCCGAGCAAAUAGAAGCUGGAACUGUCUUUGUCAACACUUACAACAAGACUGACGUCGCCGCGCCUUUCGGAGGCUUCAAGCAGAGCGGUUUUGGCAAGGAUCUCGGCAAAGAAGCGCUGAAUGAGUACCUCAAGACCAAGUGUGUCACCAUUGAAUUCUAGUGAUCAACGGCGAGAAAA
This is a messenger RNA of Phlebotomus argentipes, 2915 nucleotides long. Its product is annotated as cytosolic 10-formyltetrahydrofolate dehydrogenase. NCBI's taxonomy places the organism in Eukaryota, Metazoa, Arthropoda, Insecta, Diptera, Psychodidae. Gene Ontology annotation, cellular component: cytoplasm. The transcript has 5 exons. Bases 132 to 2897 code for a protein of 921 amino acids. Gene Ontology annotation, biological process: biosynthetic process; one-carbon metabolic process; 10-formyltetrahydrofolate catabolic process. The record is from RefSeq and is a predicted model, not a curated record. Gene Ontology annotation, molecular function: aldehyde dehydrogenase (NAD+) activity; formyltetrahydrofolate dehydrogenase activity.